Messenger RNA from Cooperia oncophora, 540 nucleotides. The record is from the annotation of a GenBank genome assembly. NCBI's taxonomy places the organism in Eukaryota, Metazoa, Nematoda, Chromadorea, Rhabditida, Trichostrongylidae.
AUGUUUCUUUUUCUUUCAACUGGCACAGUUGCAGAUGCCACCCGAACGCCUCCUGGAAUACGAAAUCAUCGAACGCUGCAGUCGAGCAAUCGCAAUCAGUCACAUUAUGAUCCUUUCUCAAACGCAAAAUCAUCAUUCGGCGGCAGUUUGACAUCAGGGUUACCGGUAAAUAGGAGCAUUAAACAGGAUUUUUUACCAACAUGCUCGUUCUGCCUUCUGACUUUUCCUAACGAAGCUGGACUCCAAGUGCACGAGGUUCGAUGUAGUAGGAAGGCCGAAUCAAUUCAUGCAGAUGCUGAAGAGUUCAGGGUCGACUCGCCGUUCAUGCUGCAAACUCCAACAAAAAAUUCCGAGUCUGAUGCAUACAGUAGGUAUCCCCUUAAAAAAAGAUUGCUAGCUGCUGUGGCUUGUGAGCAACAGGGUCCUUCAAAAAUUCCUAGACCGGAAUCAGGCGAUAUAGUCAUACACGAACAAAAGACGCCAACAGCGGAUAUGAAGGAAGACGUAGUCGAAGUAGUCAGUGAUACUUGCCGAAGGUAA